Messenger RNA from Gadus chalcogrammus (walleye pollock), 6030 nucleotides. Its product is annotated as voltage-dependent T-type calcium channel subunit alpha-1H-like. The record is from RefSeq and is a predicted model, not a curated record. Lineage: Eukaryota; Metazoa; Chordata; Actinopteri; Gadiformes; Gadidae. Gene Ontology annotation, molecular function: low voltage-gated calcium channel activity; voltage-gated sodium channel activity. The transcript has 31 exons. Gene Ontology annotation, cellular component: voltage-gated sodium channel complex; voltage-gated calcium channel complex; plasma membrane. Bases 239 to 5428 code for a protein of 1729 amino acids. Gene Ontology annotation, biological process: sodium ion transmembrane transport; positive regulation of calcium ion-dependent exocytosis; calcium ion import.
GGAGGAGGAGGAAGAGGAGGAGGACCAGGGAGCCGAUGUCGGGUCGAGCGGCGCCCCCGGAUCCGGGUCGGGAUCCGGACCCGGGUCGGCGUCGGGUUUCGGGGUGCGCGUCAGGGCUCCGAUCCGAGACCCGGACUGCACUUCGGAGGAGGAGGAGCAGCAGCUGUACCCGGGCCUGGCUCCGGUGGUCUUCUUCUGCGUCAAGCAGACCACACGGCCCCGCAGCUGGUGCCUCCGCAUGGUCUGUAACCCGUGGUUCGAGCAUGUGUCCAUGCUGGUGAUCCUGCUCAACUGUGUGACUCUGGGGAUGUUCCAACCCUGCGAAGACGUCACCUGCCAGACGGACUGGUGCCUCAUCUUACAGGUUUUGGACGACUGCAUCUUCGCCUUCUUCGCGGUGGAGAUGGUCAUCAAGAUGAUGGCCCUGGGGAUCUUCGGCUCCAAAUGUUACCUCGGCGACACAUGGAACCGGCUUGACUUCUUCAUCGUCAUGGCGGGGAUGAUGGAGUAUUCUCUGGACGGUCACAACGCCAGUCUCUCCGCCAUCCGUACGGUCAGAGUGCUCCGUCCACUAAGAGCCAUCAACAGAGUGCCCAGCAUGCGUAUCCUGGUGACUCUGCUGCUGGACACGCUGCCGAUGCUGGGGAACGUUCUCCUCCUCUGCUUCUUCGUCUUCUUCAUCUUCGGCAUCGUGGGCGUGCAGCUGUGGGCGGGGCUUCUGCGCAACCGCUGCUUCCUGGGAGAGGACAUUCCGACGAUAUACAACGUGUCCAUGAGCUCCUACUACAUGUCAGAGGAGGGCGAGGAGAGCCCCUUCAUCUGCUCGGCCGCCCGCGAGAACGGCAUGCUCCGUUGCCACGACGUCCCGGCCUUCAGCGUGGCCGGCGAAGAGUGCUCGUUGGACGCCCGGACCCAGGGCUCGUCCGCGAUUGGCCAGGCUGCGGUUGCCGUGGUGGCGGCGGCCAGCAGGAACGGCUGCGUCAACUGGAACCAGUACUACAACAUUUGUCGGGCGGGAGACAACAACCCGCACAAGGGCUCGGUCAACUUCGACAACAUCGCCUACGCCUGGAUAGCCAUAUUCCAGGUCAUCACGCUGGAGGGAUGGGUAGACAUCAUGUACUAUGUCAUGGACGCUCACUCCUUCUACAAUUUCAUUUAUUUCAUAUUGCUCAUCAUAGUGGGCUCCUUCUUCAUGAUCAACCUCUGCCUGGUGGUCAUCGCCACCCAGUUCUCGGAGACCAAGCAGCGGGAGAACGCGCUGAUGCGGGAGCAGCGCGCCCGCUACAUGUCCAACGACUCCACGCUGGCCAGCUACAGCGAGCCGGGCUCCUGCUACGAGGAGAUGCUACGCUACGUUAGCCACCUGUACCGCAAGCUCCGGAGACGGGUCCAGAGGAUAUACUCUGGCUGGCACAGUAAACGCCGUAAAAAGGUGAACCCCAACGGCGGGGGCAACGGCGGGGGCAACGGGGGCGGAACCAGCAGCCACAGCCUGGCACGGGGCUGCGGGGGGGCGGGGCCGGCGGCUAGCGCCCCCUGGCUGCGGCCGAUCCACAACCUGCUGCAGCACCACCAGCACCACCACUGUCACCUCAGCAACGGGGGGAAGCACCCCUCGCCGGCCACCUCGCCCACGACCGGGUGCGGCCUGGAGGAGCUGGAGAUGAGGUCCCUGGUGGCCCGGGCGGGGAGCGGGAACGGGAACGGUGCCGGCGGAGGCGGCGGCGGCGGCGGCGACUCGCCCGUCGUCACCCAGGGGAUGGGGGCCUUGCUGGGUCGGCUGAACGGGGGCAUGAACUACCCCACCAUCCUGCCCUCGUUCGUGUGCAGCUACGGCAGUAAGACCCCCCCGCCCCACGCUCAGCACUGUGGGCCCAGCCCGGACCACCACCCCCCCCACCACCUGGCCUCGGAGCACACCGACACGCUCAGCAAGCUGCACCAGCUCAUGGGCCAGCACACUCCUUCAUCGCUCCUUUCUAUCCAGGCAAGUUCCAUUUGCUUCCGGCUCAAGAAGCAGCUGAUGAGCAAGAAGCCCCGCUGGUGCCAGGAGCACGACGACUGGGCCCUGUACCUGUUCUCCCCCCAGAACCCGGUCCGUAUGUGGUGUCAGGGCAUGAUAUCUCACAGGAUGUUUGACCACGUGGUGCUGGUCUUCAUCUUCCUCAACUGCAUCACCAUCGCCCUGGAGAGACCAGACAUACAGCCCCACAGCACGGAGCGCGUGUUCCUGAGCGUCUCCAACUACGUGUUCACCGUCAUCUUCCUGGCAGAGAUGGCCGUCAAGGUCAUGGCAUUGGGCUUCUGCUGGGGGGAGCAGUCCUACCUGCAGUCCAGCUGGAACGUUCUGGACGGGGUGCUGGUGUUUGUGUCCCUGGUGGACAUCUUGGUCUCCUUGGCCUCUACGGGGGGCAACCGAAUACUGGGAAUCCUUAGGGUGCUCCGUCUGCUACGCACGCUGCGCCCCCUCAGGGUGAUCAGCCGAGCUCCAGGCCUAAAGCUGGUGGUGGAGACCCUCAUCACCUCUCUGAGGCCCAUCGGGAACAUCGUGCUCAUCUGCUGCGCCUUCUUCAUUGUCUUCGGCAUCCUGGGGGUGCAGCUGUUCAAAGGGAAGUUCUACAUCUGCGAGGGCCUAGACACCAGGAACAUCACCAACAAGUCUGACUGCAGCCUGGCCGGCUACCGCUGGAUCAGACGCAAGUACAACUUUGACAACCUGGGCCAGGCACUGAUGGCUCUGUUUGUGCUGUCCUGUAAGGACGGCUGGGUCAACAUCAUGUACGACGGUCUGGAUGCCGUGGGAGUGGACCAACAGCCCGUGAGGAACCACAACCCGUGGAUGCUGCUGUACUUCAUCUCCUUCCUGCUCAUCGUCAGCUUCUUCGUGCUCAACAUGUUCGUGGGCGUGGUGGUGGAGAACUUCCACAAGUGCCGGCAGAACCAGGAGGAGGAGGAGGCGCGCCUGCGGGAGGAGAAGAGGCUGCGGAUGAUGGAGAAAAAGCGCAGGAAGGCCCAGCAGAGGCCGUACUACGCCGACUACUCUCCGCUGCGUCUGUACAUACACACGCUGUGCACCAGCCACUACCUAGACCUCUUCAUCACCAUCAUCAUCGGCAUCAACGUGGUCACCAUGAGCAUGGAGCACUACAACCAGCCACGUUACCUGGAGGAGAUCCUCAAGUACUGCAACUACGUCUUCACCUGCAUCUUCGUGAUCGAGGCUCUGCUGAAGCUGGUAGCUUUCGGACUGCACCGCUUCUUCAAAGAAAGAUGGAACCAGCUGGACUUGGCUAUCGUAGCGUUGUCUAUCAUGGGCAUCACCCUGGAGGAGCUGGAGAUAAACGCAGCUCUGCCCAUCAACCCCACCAUCAUCAGGAUCAUGAGGGUGCUCAGGAUAGCACGGGUGCUGAAGCUCUUGAAGAUGGCCACGGGGAUGAGAGCUCUGCUGGAUACUGUGAUGCAGGCGCUGCCUCAGGUGGGGAACCUGGGGCUGUUGUUCAUGCUACUCUUCUUCAUCUACGCUGCGCUCGGAGUCGAGCUCUUCGGCAAAUUGGAGUGUAAUGACGAUAACCCGUGCGAGGGGCUGAGUCGACACGCCACGUUUGAGAACUUUGGGAUGGCUUUCCUCACGUUGUUCAGAGUGUCUACCGGGGACAACUGGAAUGGAAUCAUGAAGGACACUCUGCGUGAGUGUCGUGUAGAGGACCGUCAGUGCCUCACCUACCUGCCGCUGGUGUCUCCGCUCUACUUUGUCACCUUCGUGCUGAUGGCCCAGUUUGUGCUGGUCAAUGUUGUGGUGGCCGUGCUGAUGAAGCACCUGGAGGAGAGCAACAAGGAGGCCAAAGAAGACGCCGAGAUGGACGCAGAGAUCGCCUUAGAAAUGGAGAUGGAGAGGCAGCGCAGGCUGAGUACUGGAUCCAAUCACAGCUCAGUGGGAGGGACUUAUGUUGGGCCACGCCCCAACUCACCUGGACAGGAGGAAGAGGUGCAGUGCACCAACCCAAACCUGCUGUCUCCCAGGAAGAUGUCUGUAUCCAGGAUGCACUCUCUGCCCAACGACAGCUACAUGUUCCAGCCGGUGAGGCCUGCUAGCGCCCCCUACCCACUGGAGGAGCCGGGUCUCGGCGCACAGCAGCAUAUCUCAGGUUCUGUGACGUCGGUCCACUCCCAGCCGUGUGAGAUCCGGACCCUGCUGCAGGUGCCCGGUGUCUCCCCCCUGCCCAGCCCACGGGUGCCCCCUCCCCUCCCCCGCAUCGCCCCGCCCACACCCAGCCCCUCCCCCAUGGCCCUGCGUCGACAGGUGGCAGUGAAGCUGGACUCCGUGGAGUCCCAGGGCUGUGAUCCGCAGCAGCUGCUCCAGGACAGACCGGACCCCUUCCUGCGCCGGCCGCGGCCCCGCCCGCCCCCGGCGGCCCGCGACCCGGCCGACGAGGAGGUGAGCCAGAUCACCGGCUCCACGCUCAGCCUGUCCCGGGAGGACGCCGAGGGGCCCGGGCCAGAGGCGGGCGGGGCCAAGGUCUGCCGCAGCCACUCCCUGUCGCCCUACACCUCUCCCUUCUCCUUCGACUCCUGCAAGCGCCGGCCCGGCAAACCACUGCCGGCGCUGCCGACGGAGACGUCGGCGCCGCUGCCCGGUUACCACGACGAUCAGCGCCGUCACUCCAUCGAGGUGUGCUCGGCCGACCCGCUGGAGGCGGCGGCGGCGGCGGCGGCGGCGGCGUUCCCGCCGGGAGACCCCUACCGCCUCCUCCCGGGGCCGGGCGGCGGGGCGAGGAGGGGGUUCCCCACCAGGGUGCAGUCCAUGGGGGGGGGCUGCCAGCGCAAGAAGAGACUCAACCCACCCUGCAUCUCUGUGCAACCGCCGGCGGAGCGGGACCACGCCCCCCCGGCGCCCGCCGCCCCCCCCACUCCGCCGCCGCCGCCGCCGCCGUCGGACUGCAGCGUGAUGCUGAGGAGGAGGCCGCUGUCCUCCGACCUGACGCUCUCCGCCACCUGGGCCCCCGACGCCCGGCCCCCCGCCGCCGACCACGUGCCGCUCCGCGCCCACCCGCCGCUGGCGCGCACCCUCACCCCGGAGCCGUACCUGCGCACGUGUGCGCGGGCGCACGCCGCCGCACGCACGCACCCCUCGCCGACCCCCGGUCCGAACAUCUUCGUCCAGCCGCACGCGCCCGUCCUGGCCAGCCCCGCCCACUUCCCCCCGCUGACGCACACCCUCUCCCUGUCCGCCCAGUGCUCGCCGAUCAGAGGGGACUACAUGCCACUCCCCCAGUUCACUUUUGACCAAUCGGAGGCCGUGUACAUGAGCGGCCUCUCUGCGGGGAUACCGGACGCAGACGCCGCCAACUGCCCCUCGUCGCCCUUCGACAGCAGACUGGAGGACAGGGCGGGGUUUAGCGCCAAGAACAGACGGACGGCCCAAUAGGAGCUGUGCGUGGCCUCAAGGAAGUCAACCGGAUUGGUCGGAUUACAAACCCUUGAUGGUGUUCAGAAAGAGGGAUGGUCUCACUUAUUGGACGCUGGGGAAAGGGAAGACAUGUUGGAUACCGACAAAAAUAAUAUAUAAACAGCCAAUUCCUUUACCUCAGAGCACAGAGACGAUGCAGUCCCGUGCUAGGUUGGAGGAGGCUGGGGCGGUUUGUGGGCGACAGAUUGCGAGGGUACCUGUGAAACCGCUUGCAGGGUACGCUGCACCCACUGUUGACGGUGUGUCGAGGAUUGAGUUGGUGCACCACACCGGGACUUGAGGCACCAAACUCCGUAGCCAAAGUUUUACGUUUUCCUUUUUGUUUUUCAUUCGUUUUUUUGGUCGUCGUCGUCCCCUCCGAAAACCACGCAAGCCAAUCAGGAAGCAGCGUCUGGCUGACAACCUCUCGACCCUUCGGCGGGAAGCGGUUCUGUGAAAUGCGAGCGUGUUGGUUGGGGGGGAAACUUCAGGUUUUCUGCCGAGGAGGGGUCUCUGAUUUUGCCACUCCUCUGCUCCCUGGAUCAUAUUGAUCAGAGUAGAAGUUUGCGUGUGUGUGUGAG